Molecule: messenger RNA, 4894 nt
Organism: Pungitius pungitius (ninespine stickleback)
Lineage: Eukaryota; Metazoa; Chordata; Actinopteri; Perciformes; Gasterosteidae
Product: rab-like protein 6
Exons: 18
Coding region: 412-2688 (758 amino acids)
Cellular component (GO): cytosol; nucleus
Molecular function (GO): GTP binding
Source: RefSeq, a predicted model, not a curated record
UUCGUGUCUCGCGCUUGACACUGUGUGUAUGUGGCUGCUGUCUUUUGCAAAGGAAUGUCGCUAUAUCUCUGCUGGGAUGGAGGACUGACAGAUGUUUAGAGAAAAAGAUGCGGGGACUGCACUAUCUUACAUUAUUAAAUGACCAUGAUGCUCCAAAAAACCUAGUCAUUACCUCCACCUCUGACUGGCGCCCGAGAAUAUCCAGUCAUAUCCAAGAGAACUUCUGCUCAAUUCAGGGACGCUGUUGAGUCGAUUUAGGCUUUGUACGUGCUUCGCGGCAUGGACCCUUAACCUCCUCAUCUUCCACGACACGCUGUUGCACCCCCCCCCCCCUCUCCAGUUGUUGUGCGACGACACCGCCAGGUGAAGACGCUGCCGCACAAACCCGCGACACACAACGCACAGUCAACGAUGUUCUCAGCACUCAAGAAGCUGGUGGGGUCGGAGCCGGGGCAGCUCAGGGACAAGAACAUUCCGGCUGGCCUGCAGUCCAUGAACCAAAGUUUGCAGAGACGCUUCGCCAAAGGAGUCCAGUAUAACAUGAAAAUAGUCAUCCGGGGGGACAGAAACACCGGCAAAAGUACUUUAUGGCAUCGACUACAAGGCAAGAAGUUUGUGGAGGAGUACCUGCCCACUCAAGAGAUCCAAGCCACGAGUAUCCACUGGAACUACAAAAUGGCGCCAUAUCAAGCUACCGAUGAUGUGGUCAAGGUAGAGGUGUGGGACGUGGUGGACAAAGGCCAAAAAUAUCCUCUUCCAGAAGGUGUAGGCAAAGGCAAAAGGCGUGGAGAGAAUUUGAAACUGGAGAAUGAGCCUCAAGAGUCGGACGAGGUGGCCCUGGAUGCAGAGUUCUUGGAUGUGUACAAGAACUGUAAUGGAAUCAUCAUGAUGUUUGACAUCACCAAGCAGUGGACUUUUAACUACAUCCUGAGGGAGCUGCCCAAAGUGCCCACCCACGUGCCUGUGUGCGUGCUGGGCAACCACAGGGACAUGGGCGAGCACCGCGUCAUCCUCCCCGACGACAUCAGGGACCUGAUCGCAGGACUGAACAGACCGAUGGGAGCGUCUUACAUCCACUACGCCGAGGCCUCAAUGAGGAACGGCUUUGGUCUAAAAUAUCUGCACAGGUUUUUCAACAUCCCCUUCCUGCAGCUACAGCGAGAGACCCUCCUGAGGCAGCUGGAGACAAAUCAGCUGGACAUGGAUGCCACCCUGGAGGAGCUGGGUGUCCAGCAGGAGACUGAAGAUCAGAACUAUGAGAUAUUCCUGGAGAACUUGGAGUCUCGCAGUAAGGGCUUCGGCUCUCCCGGCCCGGCUAACGGUCAGAGUCCUGACUCGGGCUCCCAGUCGCCCAUUGUCCCCCCCAGCGGGGCCUCCACGGGCAGCUCCAGCCCCGGCACCCCUCAGCCGCCAGCCCCCUCCCAAGCGCUCCCUCAGUCGCCCUCCGUGUCCGCCCCCUCCCCUCCACCCCCGCCCCCGGCGACGCCCGCCAGCGCGGCGAGCUCCCCCGCCGUUGAGUCGAAGCCGCCGGCCCAGUCGCCCGAACACCUUCAGGCCUCGGGGGGGUCCGCCCCCCAGAAACGAGGCUUCAUGUCCCGCUGGUUUGGUGCACCUCCUGCUGCUGAGGCUCCUGCUUCUGCGUCAGACGAGCCGCCCGCUCCGAGGGGUCCCGCUAAGGUUCACAGUGUGGACGAUUUUGUGCCAGAUGAGAGGCUGGACAGGAGCUUCCUGGAGGACAGCUUGCCCUCCAGGAAGGUGGCUCAGCCGGCAGCAGCUGUGGACAGCGACAGUGACGGCGAGGACAGAGGCAACCCUAUGGUGUCCGGUUUCCAGGACGAGCUGGACAUCGAUGACACAGAGCCUUGCCUCCCCAGGCCGAAGACCCUGCCCCCCAGCAAAGACGUCACUCUGACCAGUGACGAGGACGAGGGGGUACCGACGGCCCCCGCUGUCACGAAGAGCCAAGAGCUGGACAGCGAACCUGAGCUGAAACCGCCCAUGAGCCACAUCAAGAAAUCGAAGGUGGCAUCCAAACCUCCGGAGCUCCGAGGCCAAAGCGCCGCCCUCGUCUCUCUCACUCUAACCCCGGCGGCCGAGCAGCCCCCACUAGGCCAGGACAAAAAGAAGGGAAGCCCGCUGAGGGCCGAGGACUCUGAUACGGACCCCGAGGCCCCCGCGGCCCAGCAGAUGCUCUCGUACGUCAUGGACGACCCCGACUUUGAGUCCGAAGCGUCGGACACGCCGAAAGUAGUGAAGGACAUAUUUCCAGUCCGAGACGAGCUUCUGUCCGACAUCUCCGACGACGACACUCAGUUGGCCACGGCGCUGGAGCCCCUGAAGCCCACCGUGAUCUCCUUCAAACACAAGGACGACGCCGACCUGUUUGGCCUCGGCCUCCAGGAAGAGGCUCCCACCGCCAAGGACAGCAGCGAGGAGCAGGAAGACAAGGAAAGCAAACACUCCUCCAAAGACAAGAAGAAAAAGAAGAAGAAACCCAAAGAGGAAGACGAAAAGAACAAGAAGAAACACAAACACAAAAAAAAGGAAAAAGACGAACCGGCAGCAGGAGACGAGAAAAAGAAGAAGAAGUCCCGCACCAAGAAGACGGAGGUGGACGAGCUGGAGGACUUUCUGGGCGGAGGAGCAGCGACCGUCAAGAGGGAUGACGGGGAUUAUGAAGAACUUUAAAAGAAAAGAAAAUACUCCUGUCUCCUGGACUUGUCAGGGCAUAAAGCAUCUCCAAGCCACACGCAAUACGCACAGGGCACGAACCACACCCAGGUAACAUCCCCCAGGACUCUGGUACCUGAACGUUACUUCUAAAUUACCCCCUCCCCCCACAUCUGCACUACUGCGCCCACUUCCAACCCGUAGACAAAUUCAACAUUUCCCCACGGCUGCCGUGGCCACAGAUUGGCCCGACCUGUCGUCUUUGGCUCUAUAAGAGCCGGGCCUGUAAAUAGAAUCCCUGUUUGGGUCUGAGUCGCUCUGUUUGGUGUACUGUCUGAGAGCAUGCUUACUCUUCAGAGACUCCCAUCGUGUUUGUCUUUUCUUGCUUCCCUGCAUAAAGCCGUCUCGCAAUUGCAGAUUGGAUGUCAUGUUUCUAAAUGGUGAAAUACUGAUUCUGUCGGUUUGACCAACUCAUUUCGCUCGCUGUCGGGGUACGUUUACUCUGAGUCGGGUUCAUUUGAGAAAAAUGUUUUGCUGUGCUUGGGCCUCCGUCCGCCUUCACACACACACACACACACACACACACACACACACACACACACACACACACACACACAGAAUGACUAAACCAGAAUUAGAAGAAUUACCUGCAAAUAUCCCAGUUGGCAAAUACAAACUACGAGAAUCCUACAAACCCCAGAGCCCAGUAUAAAGUCAUUUACUGUAAGAUAUUUAUAUUGUUUCUUUUGAAUGAAAUGGACAGAGGGAAUUAGAGAAAAACGGUCACACAGAGUAUAUGUCUAGAGCUUUUAUUGUGAAAGGUCGGGCUCCGUCCGUCCCAGCAGAUGUAGACAGUGCGGGACAGAUUUUUUGAGAGGGUGAGUCAUCGGGAUCCAGAUGUUGUAGAAUUUCAAAGUGGAAGACAAACUCCUCAGGGGGGGAUCAACGAUGAGUCCGAGACAACGUAUGAUGCUACAGGAAUAAACAUUGUGUCAUCUGAUCCCGGAAGGACAAGUUUCCACAAAACUGUUAGUGAGCCGGCUUCGUGUGUGUGUGUGCAACCCGUCACAAGGCAUCAGCCCCUCCUCCCAUUGAGUCCAUGCGUUGUAUGAUGAGCGGAUCAUGUGAUCAUCGUGGCCCCGAAUUCACGCGCUACUCGUCAUAGAUCAACAAACGAAACUCUCCCCCACACACACACACACACAUUGUCAUAAUGUUUCCUGCAUCUGCCUUAAGGGAGGUUUGUAAACCAUUGUUUAAGUGUUCUUACUGUCAAGUGUCCACUGGCCUUCUCCACGUCUCUGAAGCCCCAUUAGCAGAUUGCAGUGAAUCAGUUAAACCGUUUGUCUUGUUUUGUUUCUUUUUUUUUCCCCUUUUUGAUUGUGGUCAGACCUCAGACACAUCGUCCUGCUAAGGGCGGCUUACGGAUCGUUGUGAGUAUUUCCCUGCGAGAUGUCCCCUUUCGAUGUAUCCUUGUGUUUAUUUAUUGCGUCUGUUUUUUGAGUUCGGGGACUCGUUUAGCGUGAGUUUGUGCCGUAAACGCUCGCAACUUCCCACGGAUCACAGCGGUUUAAGUCUUCCACGGACGGCCUGCUGGUUCGCUUCCACUGCUUUCUAAGACACGCAGUAUAGUACAGACCGUUAGUAUCUUCCUUGAGUCAGCACUUUUCUUUUUGUUUUUCAAAACCACUGAAGCAUUGUUGCAUCCAAGGGAAAAAUAACUAUUUUUAGACAUUUCCUAUGUUCUCCAUGCCCCAUUCAUGAGUGGUUUACAGAGAUAUUGUGUUUGAUAUUCAAAGUUGAAACUAUGCAGCAUUGAUCCUAAAUACUGUGUGCGCUUUCUCUCUUUUUCUUUUGUCAUGUGAUUGAGGAAAAAUGCUGAAAGCGCAGUUUCAACCAAGGCAUGAGACUUAAAUGUAUUGCAAGAAAAGAAUGUACAAAGUAUUUAUAGAUAACAUUCAUAUAUCUGAAGAGCUUUGUUCCAAACGAUGUCCCUGAAAUGCUACGAGAUGAUUAAAUCGAGGGAGAUCUAGCAGGUGGGUGAGACCUUCUGCUGUCACCAAUACUAACGAUGGAGAUUUAUUUACAGGUAUCUUGUUUUUCUAAAUGGAUGAAGGGCAUUCUGGAAUAAAACCCUUCAUUUGCUUUUCACUCCAUUCCAUGUUCCAUCUUUACACUGUGUUUGGUUUAUCCAAUAAAUGCAAACAUAUUUCUUCACAAGGAU